Penicillium concentricum is the source of this 1773-nucleotide messenger RNA. RefSeq names its product putative transcription regulator (RTG2). The coding region runs from base 1 to 1773 and encodes 590 amino acids. The transcript has 3 exons. The record is from RefSeq and is a predicted model, not a curated record. NCBI's taxonomy places the organism in Eukaryota, Fungi, Ascomycota, Eurotiomycetes, Eurotiales, Aspergillaceae. Gene Ontology annotation, biological process: regulation of transcription by RNA polymerase II.
AUGGGAGGAGGAGACCGAAUCCCAGAAAUGAAUAUGCAAAAGGUCUUAUCUGAUCCGGGCCAGAAUGUUUACCUUCAUGCGGUGGUUGAUUUAGGCAGUAAUGGCAUUCGUUGUUCGAUCUCAGAUCUCUCACCCCCAAGUACCCGUGUCAUCCCUACUGUACAUUUUCAUCGGGUCAACGUAUCACUCUACGAGGCCCAAGUGGAUCCCGACUCAGGCAAGCGAAUCCCAAUUCCACAGCAUGUCAUCGACCGAAUCGUCAGUGCUAUAGUUCGUUUCCAGCUUGUUUGCGUGGAGAUUGGAGUUCCUGAUCAGAACAUUCGGAUUAUCGCCACUGAAGCAACUCGAACAGCUAUCAAUGCUUCUGCGUUCAUGGACGCCAUCCGCCACAAAACUGGAAUCUCGGUGAAAGCAUUACGAAAGGAGGAGGAGGGAGUCAUUGGAGCAUGGGGAAUUGCCAGCAGCUUUUCAGAUGUGGAGGGACUCGCACUUGAUUUGGGGAUGACUUGGAUCACAUCGCAUGCGGGGAACGUGCAUAUGAGUUCCCAAGGAUCAGUCAGCUUUCCCUACGGUGCAGCUGCAUUGACCCAGAAGCUGGCAGACCUGAAACGGGGAAAAAGUAAGGAGGAGGCGCAUAAAGCACGGGAACAAUUCCGCGGGGAGAUGGCCCACAACUUUCGCGCCGCUUUCAAUACCCUAAGUGUCCCUGAACAUCUCGUUCAGAAGGCUAGAAAGCAAGGAGGCUUUCCCCUUUACCUCUCCGGGGGAGGAUUUCGGGGAUGGGGCUAUCUUCUGUUAUAUCUGCACCAGACAAAGGGCCAAAGUUACCCCAUUUCGAUUAUCAAUGGGUAUUCCGCACCCAAGAAAGACUUCGAGGACACUGAAACUCUUAAAGAGGUAGCUCGAACGGCACACGAAAUUUUUCGGGUCUCCGACCGGCGACGCAGGCAGGUGCCCUCGGUGGCGUUCUUAGUCAAGACACUCGCGGAAUCAUUACCCCAUGGAAUCAAAGACGUCCAUUUCUGCCAAGGUGGAGUACGGGAAGGAGUGCUGUUCCGUGAGAUGCUCCCGAUUGUCCGCCAACAGGACCCACUAGAGGUUGCCACAGCCCGUUAUGCGCCCUCGUCGGCCCAGGCCCUGGCCGCUCUAUUGUUGGCCGCCCUCCCUCGACCAUCUGCCAACCGAUCGUUCCCAUCUUCCAUCAGUCUUCACCUUGUCCAGGCUUUUGCUAAUGCCCUCUAUUACCAUGCCACAAUGUCCAAAGAACUGUCCUCUAGUGCCGCGCUAUAUAGCACUAGCACUGGGAUCCUAGCCUCCACGCAUGGGAUUCCACAUGCCCACCGUGCACUCCUAGCCCUAAUGCUCCAGGAGCGUUACGGCGGAGAAUUACCACCCCGAGACAUGGAUUUUAAGACCCACCUUCAGGGAAUAUUGACACCAGAGGAGGUUUGGUGGACACGUUAUCUUGGAAAACUCGGCCUCGUCCUAAGCUGGCUGUACCCAACCGGGUCUAUCGACACCUCCAAGCCUCGAAUUAUUCCCUCGGCACAAUGGAAGAAUGGAUUAGGGAAGAAGGGCAACAAAGAAGGCCUGGACUUGACAAUUGCCAUUCAGAAAGUUGCAUAUGACCCGUCUCACCUGAAGGAAGAGCUCGAACAUGACGUACAGAAAAUCCAGAAGGUCGGAAAGCGGAAGAAUUGGAUUGGUGGGCGAAAUGGCUGGGGCAUCAAAGUGCGUGUCUCAGUAGUAGAAGAGGAUUUAUUGGUCCGGUGA